CGCGGCUCCACGAAGCCCCGCCCCAUUGAAGCACCUGGAGGCCUAGGGGCGGGGCGGGGCCCGGCGGCGGAGCGGAGCUGCACUGGGCGUCCGCUGUGAGGCUGCGGAGAGCUGUUCGGCGCGGCGUUGCAGGAGCUCCGUCUCCCCGCAAUAAAAGCAUCUGGACAACUUGGGGAAGAUAAAGUAUAUUCAAUUAAGUUGCUGACCCGGAUAUCCAGAAAGUAGGAAAUGCACAAUUUUGAGGACGAGUUGACGUGUCCCAUUUGUUACAGUAUUUUUGAAGAUCCUCGGGUACUACCAUGCUCUCACACAUUUUGUAAAAAUUGUUUGGAAAAUGUUCUUCAGGCAUCUGGUAACUUUUAUAUAUGGAGACCUUUACGAAUUCCACUCAAGUGUCCUAAUUGCAGAAGUAUUAUUGAAAUUGCUCCUACUGGUAUUGAAUCUUUACCUGUUAAUUUUGCAUUAAUGGCCAUUAUUGAAAAGUACCAGCAAGAAGACCAUCCAGAUAUUGUCACCUGCCCUGAACAUUAUAGGCAACCAUUAAAUGUUUAUUGUCUACUAGAUAAAAAAUUAGUUUGUGGUCAUUGCCUUACUAUAGGUCAACAUCAUGGUCAUCCCAUUGAUGACCUUCAAAGUGCCUAUCUGAAAGAAAAGGACACACCUCAGAAACUGCUUAAACAGUUAACUGACACAUACUGGACAGAGCUCACUCAUGUUAUUGAAAAGCUGGAAGAACAAAAAUCUCUUUCUGAGAAAAUGGUCCAAGGUGAUAAGGAAGUUGUUCUCCAGUAUUUUAAUGAACUUAGUGAUACAAUAGAACAGAAAAAAAAAACUUUCCUAACUGCUCUCUGUGAUGUUGGCAAUCUGAUUAAUCAAGAAUAUACUCCACAAAUUGAAAGACUGAAAGAAAUAAGAGAGCAACAGCUUGAACUGGUGGCACUGACAACAUCUUUACAAGAAGAGUCUCCACUUAAAUUUCUUGAGCAAGUUGAUGAUAUCCGCCAACGUGUGCAGCUCUUAAAACAAAGACCACUCCCUGACGUCCAACCUGUUGAGGUCUAUCCUCGAGUAAGCCAAAUACUGAAGGAAGAUUGGAACAGGACAGAAAUUGGACAAAUUAAUAAAGUUCUAAUUCCUGAAAUGAAGAUUUCUUCAAAAAAGAUGUUAUGUUCUUGGCCUGAAAAGGAUGAAAAAGAAGUUGAACUUAUAAAACUUUUAAACAUUGCUAUAGUUACGCUAAUUUCUAUGAUAUUGAUAGUCAUACUCUUUUUCAACCAACACAUAAUAACUUUUUUAAGUGAAGUUUCUUCAGUAUGUUUUUCUGAAGUCUCUCUAUCAGUUUACCAAAGUUUAUCUAAGAAUUUUCAUGAUUUAGAGACUGUACUGUCUCACACUUUAUACUUGUUGAAGGAAUUUAUCUGGAAAUUAGUUACUCAUUGAAAACUUAAAAUUGUUUAAAUGGGCUUAUUCUGUACAGCAGCAACUAAGCAUUGCUAAAUGGAGAAAUGGGUAGCACAAACAGCAAACCAGUUACAACAAAUACCAAUAUAUAGAAAUGUUAAACUUUUUAUGCUUCUGUUGGAUAGAAUGAUAUGUCAAUAUUAGAAAUGACACAGAACCUGGAACUUGAUUCAGAUCAAGUCAGUAUUAGAAAACUAGAAUAAGGAGCUGGCGUUGGUGGCAUAUUGGGUUGUCACUACCUGCAGUGCUGGUAUCCCAUAUGGGCGCCUGUUCAAAUCCCAGCUGCUCCACUUCCAAUCUAGCUCCCUGCUAAUGGCACUUGGGAAAGCAGAUGGCUUGAGUCCUUGGGCCCCUGCCACCACGUGGGAGACCCAGAAGCAUCUUCUGGCUCCUGACUUCUGCCUAGCACAGCCCUGGCUGUUGCAGCCAUCUGGAGAGUGAAGUGAACCAGUGGAUGGAAAAUCCAUUCCUCCCAUCCCCCCGGAAUUCUGUCUUUCAAAGAAAUCUUUUUUAAAAAAAACUAUAAUAAAAUGUAAUAAUGACUUGACUUUAAUAUUCAUAUUAUUCCUAUUAUUACUGACUUGAUAGAGGUAGAUUUAAGGCUGUUGUGACUUAUAAACACUUUUGUAUCUGUAUUGUCUUCUACUAUUUUAAUAUACUACACUAGUUAACUUUGCAAUUCUUCUAACAUUCAGAUUAAAAGAUGGCAAAAUACUCAAGGUGUAUAGGCCUUUAUUUUGAUGUGCUUGAAGUUUGAUUAAGGAUGGUAAAAGGUUUAAAAUCAAAGUAGCUGUCUAAAAGUGGUAAGGGAUUUGCUUAAAGAUCUUUUUGGAUCAGAUGUACCUGGUCCACACAUCAAAUGUGUUUCAGGUACUUAUUAGCCGUAUGUUUGACUACAUACAUUCCAAAUCUGUUUUUGGGUUGUUACAGUUUUAUCUUUGUGCGUGUUUGAGUUUUGCAGGAUAUUAAGGUCAAAUUCUUGGAUUAAAAUCUAAAACAUCACACCAAAACAGUCAUUUAUUUCUGUGACGUUCCAUCAGUUGAUUUUGAUGGCAUCAUGUGACCUGUAUUCAUCUUUAAAACACUGAGUUUUAAGAUGCCUGAAGUUCCCUUAUUUAUGUGAAAGUAGCAGCAAUUAAACAUUUUGAACUUUAUGACAGCGUAUGUGUAAAGUUAGAAUCUUUUAGUUCCUUAACAGGGACUCAAAUAGUGAUGUUUGUGCUAUUUUCUGAUCUGUGUCCAUGCAUGGAACUUUAAGUACAUUAUGGUUUGCUUUCUAGAAAUUCUAAGUGGGCUGCUCUUGUAUCCAUUCUCUGGGAGUCUUAGCUAGUUCUAUGACUUUGUAGGUCAGAUUAGGGAAUGUUCCUGGCCCUGCAGAUUAUAUAUGGAUAAACUAUUAAUAAACAUAGCUGUGUUCAAGAUA
Molecule: messenger RNA, 2884 nt
Organism: Oryctolagus cuniculus (rabbit)
Lineage: Eukaryota; Metazoa; Chordata; Mammalia; Lagomorpha; Leporidae
Gene: TRIM59
Product: tripartite motif containing 59
Biological process (GO): innate immune response; negative regulation of canonical NF-kappaB signal transduction
Molecular function (GO): ubiquitin protein ligase activity; zinc ion binding
Source: RefSeq, a predicted model, not a curated record